Molecule: messenger RNA, 1173 nt
Organism: Penicillium nucicola
Lineage: Eukaryota; Fungi; Ascomycota; Eurotiomycetes; Eurotiales; Aspergillaceae
Exons: 2
Coding region: 1-1173 (390 amino acids)
Biological process (GO): biosynthetic process
Molecular function (GO): catalytic activity; pyridoxal phosphate binding
Source: RefSeq, a predicted model, not a curated record
AUGAAUAAUAUUACCACUUUCGAGCUUCCCAAGUGGAUUGCAUCCCAAUCAGGGAAUGUCUCUCUGGUACUGGCCGGCAGUGCGACUCCAGCUCUGUCCAUCCAGGACAUAAUCCAGCUGUCCUCGGACAAGCAAACAACUGCCAGCAACCUAUCCGUAGAGUCGAUGAAACUGACUCUGGGUCCGAGUAACGGAAGUGAGAAUCUUCGCCGGCAAAUCGCUGGGUUGUACGAUGAUCAAGUCGCUGCAAAGCACAUCAUAGCUACGAAUGGAGCAUCAGGUGCCAACGCGCUCAUAUUUCAAAGCUUGCUUGGGCCUGAAGAUCAUGUCAUCGCGAUGUAUCCUUCAUACACACCUCUUCUGGCAAUUCCGAAAGCGAAAGUCGGCGAGAAUAUCUCAUAUUGGUCUCUCGACGUGAAGAACCAAGGCCAGGGGGAUCUCCAGCAAUUGAAAGACAUGAUCAAGCCAGCCACGAAAAUGAUUGUCCUCAACAACCCGAACAACCCCCUCGGAACCAUCCUGAACGUCGAAACCCAGCAUGCAAUUGUGGCUCUGGCCCGAGAACACGGGCUAAUCAUUGUUGUAGAUGAAAUCUUCCGCCCAUUAUUCCAUACCUCGACAAGCCCGCCAUCCUUCGUAGAGCUUUCCGACGAGAAUGACAAGAUCAUUGUGACCAGCUCCGUGAGCAAGUCUUGGGGCCUGUCUGGUACCCGAGUUGGCUGGCUCGCCACAAAAAAUCCCCAAAUUCUCUCUCAAUGCCUCAAUAUGUGUCUUUACACGAUCAUGGCGAUUGGCUCAAUUGAUGAUGCCAUUGCUGCAGAGGCAUUGAGUGACCGAUGCCGCCCUCAAAUCCUAGCAAAGCAUCUCGAAAUGGCACAAAAGAACCUCGCCAUUUUGGAAGCCUUUGUCAACAAGCAUGAGAGUGUUUCGUGGAUUAAGCCGAGCUCGGGGGCGACAGCUUUUGUGCGGUUUUCUUCCAAUGGUGUCCCCGUCGACGAUCUUGAGUUCUGUCAUCAACUGAAAGCACAGAAGGGCGUUCUCCUAGCUCCUGGCAGUCUUUGCUUUGGCUUGCCAGCUGCUCAGGAUUUCCGUGGAUUUGUUCGCAUGCAUAUCACAGGCCCGCCGGAGAGAUUGCAGGCUGGACUGGAUGCCAUCAGUGAAUUCUUGAGCUGA